CAGCCCGGCGCGGGCGAGGGCGGGAGGGAAGGCGCGAGCAGAGGGCACCGGGCGGCGGCGGCGCUCCGGGAGCACCAUGGCCGAGCUGCUCUGGAGCCUGCAGGAUUCCCAGCUCGUCGCCCGCUUCCAGCGCCACUGCGGGCUCUUCCCCGCGCCGGAUGAAGGCCCCAGCGAGAACGGCGCGGGCCCCACGGACCGCGAGGCGCGGACGCCGGGGCUCGGGCAUCUCCCCGCCGCCAAAGGCAAGGGCGCCGGGGAGCCGGCCAAUGGGCUGCGGAGACUGGCGGCCCCGCAGGCUUAUGUAGAGAAGUACGUCGUGAAGAAUUAUUUCUACUAUUACCUGUUCCGAUUUUCAGCUGCUUUGGGACAAGAAGUGUUCUACAUCACAUUCCUUCCAUUCACUCACUGGAAUAUAGAUCCUUAUUUGUCCAGAAGACUGACCAUCAUAUGGGUUCCACUAAUCGAGAGCCUCCUCUAUCUGCCAGUUACUUUACCCAGUUCACAGCUGGUGAUGUAUAUUGGCCAGGUAACCAAAGAGAUCUUGAAGUGGCCCCGCCCCUUCUCCCCUCCUGUCGUGAAACUCGAGAAGAGAGUGAUUGCUGAAUAUGGGAUGCCGUCCACCCACGCCAUGGCAGCCACGGCCAUCUCCUUCACCCUCCUUAUCUCUAGCAUGGACAGGUACCAGUAUCCCUUUGUUUUGGGACUGAUGAUGGCUGUGGUGUUUUCCACGUUGGUGGGUCUCAGCCGACUUUAUACUGGGAUGCACACGGUCCUGGAUGUGCUGGGCGGCAUCCUGAUCACCGCCAUCCUCAUUGUCCUCACGUACCCUGCCUGGACCCUUAUCGAUCACCUGGACUCGGCCAGCCCCCUCCUCCCCGUGUGUGUCCUGGUGGUGCCAUUCUUGCUCUGUUACAACUACCCCGCAUCUGAUUACUACAGCCCAACCAGAGCGGACACCACCACCAUCCUGGCUGCCGGGGCUGGGGUGACCAUAGGCUUCUGGAUCAACCAUUUUUUCCAGCUCGUGUCUGAGCCCACGGAAUCUCUCCCUGUUAUUCAGAACAUCCCGCCGCUCACCACUGAGCUGUUAGCUGUGGGUCUGGCCAAAUUCACCGUGGGGAUUGUGCUGAUCCUCCUGGUCCGUCAGCUUGUACAGAAGCUCUCCCUGCAAGUCUUGUACUCCUGGUUCAAGGUGGUCACCAGAAACAACGAGGCCAGGCGGAGACUGGAAAUCGAAGUGCCUUACAAGUUUGUCACCUACACGUCUGUCGGCAUCUGUGCUACCACCUUCGUGCCGAUGCUCCACAGGUUUCUGGGACUACUCUGAGCCUCAAACGGUCAUUGGACCAGACGUCAAAAAGUUGAGUGGGGAAGUCUUGAUGACACGUUUUUCUUUAAAAAAAAUUUCCUUAAGUCACAUGUCUGUUUUGCUAGUAUCUGAGAUAAAUGUUGCUGCUCUAUGGCGGGAAAAGUUGUCUCGCAGGAACCACUUGCCUGUAAGGGUCAUGUCACGGAUGAAGCCGGGCUAAACCCACAGUUGACCUCUUUAAGGGUCCCCCACCCUAUCUGUUACACGGACUUUGGGCCAGCCCUGGGCUGGCAGGAAUUGCAGCCUGGCUUAGGAGUGGCCACAAACACCCUGGGUUCUGGAGAGCAUGACCCAGAAAGCUGGCCGUCGGGUUUUCUUUUCAAUUAAGACCCUGCCCAUCACCAAGUCUCAGUGUUGGUCCAAGAGAAAGGGUGACGGUCCUUGGACAGGGUGACUUUCUGUUGUUACAAUCACAUGAGACUGUGCCAGCUCACAGGGAAAGAGUGCUGUAAACCUCCCCGGGAAGCAUGAAAGGUGGGGCAAAGCCCUGAGGUCCCGGGCAAGAGCCUGCUUUCCUUACGUGUCCUGGUCUCUGGCCGGUGCACACUGGACAGGAAGGGAUCUGCUCCCCCUUGUCGUACACUUCGCAGGAUUCGGGUACCACUUAUUUCUAUUCUCUUCUGAACAUGAACCCAGCCGGCUGCUCCCAACUCACUUCAUCUGAUUUGCUCUGGGUGUUCGGCUCUCUCCUGCAUCAGAGUGACUUGGGACAAGCCCUCUGCCCUUCUUCAGCUUUUUUCGCUUUCUUACAAACUGGGAAGGCACUGUCGUGGGCCUGUUAAAGUGAAUCAGUAGAACAGAUGAAUGUAAUCCUUCUUAGGGCCUCCCUCCUAGCCACUGUUUCUUCAUUACUUUUCCUAAAUCCAUUUCCUCAUCUGCUAAAUAGAAUCAGGGGCUCCCUUUCCACCCCCCGCCCCUUAACUCUUGGCAAUUUUAAGGGUAAUUAAUGUCAGAACAAUGUCAGCCUCUCUUUGGAACAAGCCAACCCAACCCAGCAUCCUUUAGACCCCAGGCAAGUUCUUAUUAGACUUAGGAAGGCGAUCAUUAGGCAGACACCCUCCUGCAGGGGCUCCUUGAGGAGGAGGAACAAGGAUGAAGAGGAAGAGCUGAACAGCGCUCUUAAAAGCCAGCGUCAGUGGACAGUUAACAAAGUGUCUUGUGGUGGGUGGAGCUCCUGAGCUGCUGAAGCCAUGCUUUUUUCCUGCGUCCUCACCACUCAGACACUUUGAGGGCAAAUCUGCCUGUCUGGGUUAGGUUCUUAGCUCCGUAUCCGGUGUGAAAACUGAACACCUGUUGUCCUGCUCUCACAGACGCACCCUGGCCUUUUGGUUGCGAUCACCUCUGAUGUUUGACUUCAUGCUUCUGACACUUUUCAUAGUUAGAAGGCAGGGGUCAAAAUGACUUGCCAUUUGCCUGUUUUUACAUCAUCCUCUGACCAGCAUCUGCGGCACUCUGGCAGGGGAAUGCCCCCGGUCACGGGCACCCCCACCCGAGACCACCCCACAUUGCCGUGCACGCGGCACUCUCUGAAACCCCAUCCCCAUGGGCUGCCAGACCUGAGAUCACCGCCCUGGGUAAUAUUUACACAAAAUGAUUUUAGUUGAUUUCUCUGAAGCCAACGGGCAAAAGGAUCAGCUUUUUCCACUUGUAUCCUUUGAGAAGGGUGGUAAUUAUUGUCAUAGCGGUGGGUGUGAGCGAUUCACUUGUGUGUGUGUAUAAAUUUUACUGCCAUCUCUUUACUUUUAAGCCCCAACCACAGACUUGCAGUCAGCUGUAUUGAUGUAUUCAAAGCUGUAUUUAUACAGUUUGGAUUGAGGAUGAAUAUGGUAGCCAUGACAGAUUGGUCACUUUUUAAAGUCUCUUGUUCCAUCAACCGAAGAAUAAAAAGUGCAUAUUGGUGAGGCCAAGCUUAGUUUUUGAGCACAACGGCUCUGUGGCCUUGAAUCAGGCAGAAACUGUUCAGAAAAACUUUUUUACCUGCUUCAAACUGCAACUUGGUCAGCCCUCCUCAUUCACUUUACCCAGCCCUUCACCCUCUUAUACACACACACACACACAGAGCCCUCCUCAUUCACUUUACCCAGCCCAUCACCGUUAUACACACACACACACACACACAUACAUACACACACAGAGCCCUCCUCAUUCACUUUACCCAGCCCAUCACCAUUAUACACACACACACACCCCACCACCCCCCGCCACACCCCCCAAGACUACACCGUCCAUCACUGACCUCUGGAUUUUCUCUCUGGGGAUAGACUGCCCCCUGCUGGCAUAACCCCUGUCUUGGUCCAGAGCCUCUGUUGAGCAGAAGUCUUAAGAGAUGAAGUUUCAAAAUCCAGCUCAUCUUGAUGUGUCCAGUCUAAGCUCAGAAGCUGUGGUCUGGCCAGCUCUCCAUCUAGACGUGGUGACAGCAAAGUGCCCGGCGUCAUCGGCCACUGCAGGUAGAACAGUAUGGGCUUUUCCCGACUGCCCUCCUGCCCCUAACCCACCACCACUCUGGACCAGGGCAUUUCCUCCUGUGAGUGUCAUUCUAAACAGCCACCAUUCCAGGCCAAUUUUGCUCAGACUCCCACCAUAAUAGAUCAUGCAGUAGAAAAUACCGCAGAAGAGACAAUGAACAAAAAACCCUCAACGACUGAAAUCACCCCUCAACGUGCCUGCAGAUCACACGAUAACAGGAUUUUCUUGCCCAAAUAGGCGAUUCAUGCUUCCUGAGUGUAACCAAACAUGUGGUGUUUCAGGGCCAUAUGCUCUGGUUUUCUAUUUUGGAAACCUUCAGCUGUCUUACUUAUGUACUGUAUGUAAAUUUAUUCUUUUUAAAAUCAUUUUUCUUUGAUGAUGAUUUAUUAAAUGCUUUAAAAGCCA
Messenger RNA from Cervus elaphus (red deer), 4240 nucleotides. It is a transcript of the gene SGPP2, whose product is annotated as sphingosine-1-phosphate phosphatase 2. The coding region runs from base 77 to 1327 and encodes 416 amino acids. The record is from RefSeq and is a predicted model, not a curated record. Gene Ontology annotation, biological process: sphingosine metabolic process; phospholipid dephosphorylation. Gene Ontology annotation, cellular component: endoplasmic reticulum membrane. Lineage: Eukaryota; Metazoa; Chordata; Mammalia; Artiodactyla; Cervidae. Gene Ontology annotation, molecular function: sphingosine-1-phosphate phosphatase activity. The transcript is spliced from 6 exons.